AUGGACGAAAUGAUCUUUCCGAACGAAAUAUGGUUGGAAAUAUUCAAAAACAUCGACAGACCGAAGUUAAUGGAGCUAAGAUUGGUAUGUCAUCACUUCUAUGACCUGAUAGAACACCUCUUGAACAGAGACCCGGCGUGGAUAGAAUUAACUAUGGAUACGAUAUUAUACGAAUGCCUAGAAAUGACAAUGCAGCGGGCAUAUCCCUACGAGCUGGUGUCCCAUUGGAUGGAUAUCCACGAUCCCGUGCUGUGGCGAGGGACAUAUUUAUCUUAUAAAAAAUGGCAGAAAGUUUUAGUCAAUUCGUACAAAACGGACACAAUCGACGCAAUGGCUAGUUUCGGGGAUAUUUCGUGUAUGUGUACCUUCGAUAAGUACAUAGCAAUUGCUUUUGAUAACGGUUUGAUUGCGAAUUACACUAUUGAUGACCUAAGUAAGCCAUUUUACGUAGCAAACCAUGGCAUUGAAAUAAUGCAGGUCGAAUUUUGGUAUUCUGACGGCAAUGUUAUGGUUGUAUCUCUUGGUGAGGACUGUUGCUUAAAAUUUUGGGAUCUUCAGAAUAGAAAUGAGGUAUCUAGUGAUGGUUAUUUCGCCAACAGCAUCAGCUCUGGUGAAUGCCGACAUUUCUGCAUAACCGAUAUGGGAGGAAUCCUGACCUCGUAUGAGAGAGUUGAUAACCAUGUAAUACCUGGGACUACACUAGACUUACACCUCAGAGAGAACCAACAUCUCAUUGCGCAUGUUAUUGACGGAAAGUAUAUGACAGCAAUAGCAUGGGAGGAAGGUGGUACUGUGCAGUUUCUGUACGAAGGAGUGAUUCAGGGCGGAAAGUUGAUCAAGUUCCAAUGGAUCCAGGUCAAAGAUUGGAAUCGAUUGCCGAAAAGUUUAGGUGCUUCAUUACAAAGGUUGACGAUGCCAACAGCUAUAUUCUUUUUUGCAAUUGGUGAAAACUGUAUUGGGUCGACUAAUUACUAUGAAGAUGUUUGGCACGAGUACAAGUUGGAACACUACUUUGGAUCCAGUGUCAAGUCAAUAGCAUUACACGCUCAAAUUCUGAUGUUUGGUCUGGAAGAUGGGUCCAUUCAUUUGCUUCAUAUUCCUCACUAUGGCCAUGUAAGGAAGUUGAAAAAGAGGAUAAAGCAAUCAAAGAAAAUUCAGGUUGAUACAGAGCCGAUAGUUGAUAUAACCAUUCUGGAAGUUGACAAGAAACCUUGCAUUGUUGCAGUCACUAAUCAAAAAGUUCAUUUGAUUAAUUUCUUUUAG
Molecule: messenger RNA, 1263 nt
Organism: Spodoptera littoralis (African cotton leafworm)
Lineage: Eukaryota; Metazoa; Arthropoda; Insecta; Lepidoptera; Noctuidae
Source: the annotation of a GenBank genome assembly